Messenger RNA from Malus domestica (apple), 2260 nucleotides. RefSeq lists its product as uncharacterized. The record is from RefSeq and is a predicted model, not a curated record. Lineage: Eukaryota; Viridiplantae; Streptophyta; Magnoliopsida; Rosales; Rosaceae.
ACCCCUAAGUCUAAGCAACGGCCUUCUAAUCCUCCUCCUCUGGUUUCUCUCGCUCAUCCCCGUCAGUUUCAUUUUUCGGGUUUUCGAUUUUGUUGUUUUCUUGAAUUUUCGGUCUUACACCCCCCCCCCCCCCCCGGCCCCCAUUGCUCGUAGGUUGGCAUCGACGCGAAACUGAGCCUGCUGAUUUUCAGGCCGGUAAGGAAUCAUCGUCGAUUUUUCGAAGGCUGGAAGGUUGGCAGUCUCUCUGAGGGCACGUUUAUUGGCAUUUGGUUUUGCAUAAAUCUGAUGGUUUUGGACUGCAGGAGGCAGAACCAAGACAAUUUUUAGUUAUGGGAUCGGCAGAUGAGGGAAAUAGGUUAAGCCCUCCCUCCUCUUCCCCCUCCACCUCGUUACCAACAUUUUUGGACACUCCCCACGAAGAGUCCACCACGGAAGCAGCCCCCAAAACCACAACGACCUUGCAACAACCUGAUCAGGACAACAAUGUCGUAGAAACUUUGGAUCCCGGAUUCAAUCAGACAACAUUACAAGGUGUGGAACAUGGAGAUGGAACAAGAGACAGCGAUACGAAGAAAAGCCCUGCAGCUACAACUCACUGUGGAAUUGAUAUUGCAGGCAAAGGAAGCAGCGGGUCAGGCGGAUUAGACCCGUCCAAUCAGUUGAAUGAGUUGAGGACGGAUCCAAUUACCGCUCUAGGCGAAGCUAACACUUCUACCGUAGGAGAAAAUUUAAGUUACUCUCAGGUAUCUGAUUGUUCCGAAGCCUUUGAAUUGGGUGCAAAUGCAGCCACUGACGAGGAUUUUGCCGCCUAUGCGGGCACAGAGCCCGCACAGGACGUGCAACCUAGUGAUGGACUAGAAGGGUCGCAUUCUCAACCAGCAGUUGAUGCAAGCGGUUCAGCAACACAAUCUCCGCCAACGCAGGUGAUGGAGAGGCCAGGCGACCCUACAUCCUCACCGUAUAGGAUUCCGGAUUACGUGUUUGCUAGGAACAAAUCAACAUCCCCAAUGGAAUGGAGCCCCGCUUCCAACGAGUCAUUGUUCAGCAUUCAGAUGGGAAAUAUGAGUUUUACCAGGGACGAGUUUAACUGGUUGUGUAAAUCCGGUGAAUUGGGUUUACCUGGUGAGGUAAGUUACUUGCCUAGUGGUCCAUGCAGCAUUGACUUCACAAGCAACCAGCCUCCGGCUAAGCAAACGGCGCAAUCAGCAGAGAAUGCUUCCAAUAACAAAGGCAAUGUGAAGGAGGAGCCGAGCCUGAGGGCAACCGAAGCGAAAGCUGUGGAAACCAUGAGAGAAGUUAUAAGGGAAAAUGCAGAAAGUCAUGAGAAGGAGAAGGCACCCACCGCGGGCGAGGGCGGCAAGUAUCAUUCAGCUUGCCUCUCUCAUGUUUCGGAUGGAAGUACAAAAUCUUUUGCAUUCCCAAUAUUGGCAGGGGACGGAGACAUAAAUGUUUCGCUACGGGGAGAAGGAGCGAAACACAAGCACCAACCGGGGUCAAAGCCAACGUCUCAGCGACAAUCGCAGCCGCAGACACGGGAAGAAACACCGGAAGCAUCUUCUCAGGCCUCGAAACCAACCCCAAUUGAACCCAAGUGCAGAUGGGGGCUGUCUUGCUUCUCUUGUUGCCCAUCAUGCUGUACUUAGCGAGAGUGGGGAAUUCGGAAUUUGAAUAUUGGGGUCUGAAUGGUAAGGGCAUAAGUUUUUAAGAUAGAAACAUAGCUCGAGCGUAAACAAACUUCAGUUCACUCAUGGAGGCAUUUCAUGGAAUAUUUGGUGGGCUUGUUGCCUAGCCGUGUCACAUACACCAACAUAUAUCGACAUUUGUCAAAGCAAUUGACGAGUGCUGUCGAGAGUAACUGUUGAGUGUUGUCGAUGUAACUUGAUUGCUAUCAAGAUAUGCUUAGCAUGUAUUACAUCAAACGCUUGGUGAGCACAAAAAGGACUCAUACCAUACAUUCGGAGUGUCCUAAAAACUUUCACAUGAUUAUUUCCUGGCAUCCAAGUGGUCUCAGAGUGGUCCUGAGACCACUUUGGUUCCAAUGUACAUCCGCCCUAUUGCUUAGAGGGAAAAGUUAUUAACACUUGCAACAAAAAGAAUUGAAAAAAAAAAAGAGAAAACAAAAUAUAGAUUAGGAGUUUAUCUCUUGUUGUUGUACAUUAUAUAUGGUUAUACGUAUUCACAUAUUAUUUUCUCUCCUUGGAGUUGUAUGUGAGGUUAACAUGUUUUUUAGCAUUAAUAGAGAUUAAUUAAACUGAUUAUU